AUGUCUAAGCCAACUGUGGGCUUUGUCGGUCUAGGAGCCAUGGGCUUCGGCAUGGCUACCCACCUCGUCAAGGAAGGAUACCCCGUUCACGGCUUUGAUGUGUUCCCCGCCUCGGUCGAGCGCUUCAAGGCUGCGGGUGGGAUGCCCGCAGAUUCGCUGCAGGAUUCUGCUAGCGGGAAGCAAUACUAUGUCUGCAUGGUGGCAUCGGCGCCCCAGGUACAAACGGUGCUCUUUGGAGAGGGAGGAAUAGUGUCUGCUCUCCCUCAAAAUGCGACUCUCCUUCUCUGCUCUACUGUCCCGGCAUCAUAUGCCCAGUCCGUCGCCGCCGAACUGCAAUCGCGCGGUCGGGGAGACAUCCACUUCAUCGACUCCCCCGUAUCCGGCGGCGCCAAGCGCGCCGCUGACGGGACGCUGUCAAUCAUGGCGGGCGCACCCGCUGCAUCACUCGAGAGCGGCCGGUUUCUUCUCGAGGCUAUGUCGGAUGCGAACAAGCUGUACCUAGUCCCAGGAGGGAUUGGCGCAGGAAGCAAUAUGAAGAUGGUGCAUCAGGUUCUGGCGGGCAUUCAGAUUCUCGGUGGUAGCGAGGCGAUGGGUUUCGCGGCCCAGUUGGGACUGGACGCAACUAAGACGGCGGAGGCUAUCAAGUCGUCCGAUGCGUGGUCGUGGAUGCAUGAGAACCGCCUGCAGCGCAUGUUGGAGGAGGAUUGGCACCCUGGUGCUAGUGCGCUGACGAUCAUCCUGAAGGACGUGUUCCCCACUCCGCUCUGCUCCACAGCCGAGCAGGUUUAUCUCUCUGCCCUCCUACAAGGAUACGGGCCAGUCGAUGAUUCUUCUAUGGUCCGCCAGUAUUUCUCCGAACCCAUUAUGAAAGUGGCCUGCACCAAGUCUGCCGAGGAAACAGCCGAGUCCCUGCAGCUGGUUCUUGAUAUGAUGGAGGUGACAAACACUGUCGCUGCAGCCGAGGCUAUCGCAUUUGCCCGCUACCUGAAAGUCGAUCUCAUGCAGUUUUUCACGCUUGUCAGUGAUGCGGCGGGGUCCAGUCGGGCUUUCAUGACCAAAGGCCUAGAAAUUGUUGAGGGUCGGGUCGGACAGAACACCGAGACGGUCAACGAUGCGAUCCGGCGUCUGGAAAAGGCGGUGCAACGGGCUCGGGACUUGCAUUGUCCGCUGCAUCUGGGCAAUGCGGCGAUGAAUGUUCUAUUUAUGGCUAAGAAGGCCGGGUUUGGGGCUGAGGGUAGCACGAGUGUGAUCAAAGUGUAUGGCAAUUAG
Molecule: messenger RNA, 1269 nt
Organism: Penicillium riverlandense
Lineage: Eukaryota; Fungi; Ascomycota; Eurotiomycetes; Eurotiales; Aspergillaceae
Product: NAD(P)-dependent oxidoreductase
Exons: 3
Coding region: 1-1269 (422 amino acids)
Molecular function (GO): NAD binding; oxidoreductase activity; NADP binding
Source: RefSeq, a predicted model, not a curated record